This is a messenger RNA of Cryphonectria parasitica EP155, 2634 nucleotides long. Its product is annotated as family 31 glycoside hydrolase. The transcript has 7 exons. Gene Ontology annotation, biological process: carbohydrate metabolic process. The coding region runs from base 1 to 2634 and encodes 877 amino acids. Gene Ontology annotation, molecular function: carbohydrate binding; hydrolase activity, hydrolyzing O-glycosyl compounds. The record is from RefSeq and is a predicted model, not a curated record. NCBI's taxonomy places the organism in Eukaryota, Fungi, Ascomycota, Sordariomycetes, Diaporthales, Cryphonectriaceae.
AUGAUCCGACCUACCGACUUGGUCGCUCGUUACGAGGUUUCGAACGUGCAGACCACCUCCACCAGUUUUUCCGCUGAUUUGUCAUUGGCGGGAGCCGCGUGCAAUAACUAUGGAACCGACUUGGAGAACCUGACGUUAGAAGUCACUUACGAGACCGCGACACGUCUACACGUCAAGAUCCAAGACACGGCGAACUCGGUAUACCAGGUUCCAGAAUCUGUAUUCCCACGACCCAGCGCUUCGCAAGGAGCUACACGCACCGCCUUGAGCUUCAACUACACCGAGUCGCCUUUCUCUUUCACUGUGUCCCGCAGUGACACAGAAGAAAUACUCUUCGACACCUCGGCAGCCAGCCUCAUAUUCGAGACGCAGUAUCUACGGCUGCGGACCCGGCUUCCAGACAAUCCAAACAUCUAUGGGCUCGGUGAGCACUCGGAUGCUUUCCGUCUUAACACGACCAAUUACAUUCGCACACUCUGGAGCCGAGAUGCUUACGGCACGCCCAGUGGGGAGAAUCUGUACGGGAAUCACCCCGUCUACUUUGACCAUCGGGGAGCCAAUGGGACCCAUGGCGUGUUCUUCCUGAACUCGAACGGCAUGGACAUCUUCAUAAACAGCACAGGGCCGUCUGGGCAAUACCUCGAGUACAAUACUCUAGGAGGCGUGCUUGACUUUUACUUGAUCGCCGGCCCUGGACCGCUGGAUGUCGCAAGACAAUAUGCCGACCUUGUAGGCUUGCCUGCCAUGCAACCGUACUGGGGCCUUGGAUUUCAUCAAUGCCGUUAUGGGUACCAGGAUGUGUACAAUGUUGCCGAGGUGGUGCAGAACUACUCAGACGCAAAGAUCCCACUUGAGACCAUGUGGACUGAUAUUGAUUACAUGGACCUGCGGAAAGUCUUCUCGUUGGACCCCCAAAGGUUCCCCCUUCAACUAAUGCAGCAGCUCGUCGAUCAUCUUCACAACCAUGACCAACAUUACAUUAUGAUGGUCGAUCCUGCAGUGGCCUACAACAGCUAUGCGCCUUUCGAACGAGGUGUACAAGAUAAUAUCUUCUUACUCCGUUCAAACGGCUCUCUGUGGCAGGGUGUUGUCUGGCCAGGCGUCACCGUGUUUCCGGAUUGGUUUUCUGCAAACAUCACGCUCUACUGGGACAACGAAUUUGCGAUAUUUUUUAAUCCUGAGUCUGGACUUAAUAUCGAUGCCCUCUGGAUUGACAUGAAUGAGCCUUCGGACUUUGCUUGCAACUUCCCUUGUGACAAUCCAGCUCAACAGGCCGCGGCCGAAGGCUUUCCUCCGGCUCCACCUGCACUUCGUGCAUGGCCACGUCCGCUGCCCGGUUGGCCGUGCGAUUUUCAACCGCCAGGAACAGAUUGCAAUUCAACAACGAAUGAGCAAAUGAAGACCAAUUUCAGGGGCCUGGACCAGACCGCUGUGAACCAACUCGGGCUCCCUGGGCGCGAUCUUCUCUAUCCAGGGUAUGCCAUCCAUAACUACGCUGCCUAUCUCCCGAGCUGGAAUGCAGCAGAGGGUGGCUUGUCGAACCUCACAGUGAACACCGACGUGACCCACCAGAACGGCCUCGCCAUGUACGACACCCAUAAUCUGUACGGGACCAUGAUGUCAGCUGCAUCCCGCGACGCCAUGCUCGCUCGCCGUCCUGGCCUACGGCCUAUGAUUAUCACGCGAUCAACAUUUGCGGGCGCGGGGACAAAGGUCGGCCACUGGCUUGGCGACAACCUAAGCGACUGGCCACAUUACCAAAGAUCGAUUGCGAUGAUGAUGGGUUUCGCAUCCAUCUAUCAGGUUCCCAUGGUCGGAUCCGAUGUAUGCGGGUACGGCGACAACACGACUGAGCAGCUAUGUGCUCGGUGGGCCAUGCUCGGUGCCUUCAGUCCCUUCUACCGUAACCACAACAGUUACCCGCCCGUCAUCUCGCAAGAGUAUUAUCUGUGGGAGACUGUUGCUGAAGCAGCACGCAAGGUUAUCGAUAUACGGUAUCGGCUUCUCGAUUAUAUCUAUACCGCGAUGUAUCAGCAAUCUGUGGACGGGACUCCACUGAUCAACCCGAUGUUCUACCUGUACCCUGAAGAUGAGGCCACGUUCGGCCUAGACAUGCAAUACUUCUAUGGCGAUGCCCUGCUCGUUGCUCCAGUGACCGAGGAGAACGCCACCAGCGUCGACGUGUACCUACCAGACGACGUCUUUUACGACUGGUACACUUUCAAGCAAGUUCAGGGGACAGCCGACUAUAUCACGGUCACGGACCAGGGCCUCACAGAUAUUCCUCUGUACCUCAGGGGUGGCACGAUUGUUCCCUUGCGUGCAGAGUCGGCCAUGACGACGACAGAGCUGCGAGCAAAAGAUUUCGAGCUUCUCAUCGUUCUUGGCAGUGCUGGUACGGCAAGCGGGCAUCUCUACCUUGACGAUGGAGUCAGUCUGCAGCAAAAUGGAACCACAUUUGUGCGAUUCGACUACGCCAACGGAACUUUGGUUGCUGACGGGACGUUCGGGUACGCAGUCGGGGUCUUUGUCUCCAGCGUCAUUAUUCUCGGGCAGAGUGUCUGCGUCAACAUCCACAUGUCAAGUGCAGCCGUGGUUUCCACAGUAUUUCCUUUUGGAGAUAAGCAUCUUUGA